UGGGAUGGGGUGGCAGGAUUCGUACCCCGCAUCCCCUCUGCUGGUAGAAUCUUAUUUCGGAGUCUGUGUGUCUAGAGUCGUGGGGGCGAGUCCUCAGCAGUCACCGAAGGAUCCCCGGAGGAAGGGAAAGAAUGGACAGCUGCAACUGCAACUGCAAUUCUGAAACGGGCCUUACCGGCCGAGGACACCGGUUGACUUGGCUUACGGCCGGCCUGUCGUCGGUCCAGCUCAUCCUGCAGAUUCUGCAGAGCCAUGACGGCCGAUCUUGCGGUGAAUCAGGGAUCAGUCGAGUCGAGUCGAGUCGAGUCGAGUCGCAUCCAGCCUCAUCGGGAGGAGUCGUCAUCAAUAAUCAGGGCCCAAAGUACCGUACAUGGAAGUCAUUCUUCUACCCAAACAAGGCUUCGAUUCUGCAGACGCAGCCGCCCGAAUUAGUCUCGCUGCCUUGUUCUGUCUCCCUUUGCUUUUUCCUGCUGGCAUGCUGGAUUGCUUGCUUGCUGCUCGCCAGUCUGGCACCGUAAUCCCUCCGAGCCCCGAUCACCAGCUCUCCUCGUCGGACUCCACGUGCGACCGGAAUCCAAAUCCACCGCGCUGCCGGCCCUCACUGGCCGAGUCGUCAAAGUCGAACUCCU
Molecule: messenger RNA, 629 nt
Organism: Aspergillus sclerotioniger CBS 115572
Lineage: Eukaryota; Fungi; Ascomycota; Eurotiomycetes; Eurotiales; Aspergillaceae
Exons: 1
Coding region: 132-518 (128 amino acids)
Source: RefSeq, a predicted model, not a curated record